AUGAACGAGUAUUUAAUCUGUUUCUUCUUGAUUGUGGGGCAUUUGGCUUCCAGGUUGAAUGGCCAACAACAGUAUUCUGGAAAUUCUGUUUUGAGCUGCAACAACACCGAUAAAAAAGGACCAUCUCCAGCAUUCUUAUAUUCCUGCAAUGGCGAAAAGCAUUUUUGCCCAGCAUUUCUGAUUUUCAGAUCUCAAUCAACUUAUAAUUCAGCCACCGCCAUCUCGAACCUCACAUCUUCCUCUGCAGUGGAACUUGCUCGUAUCAACAAUAUCUCGAUAUCUGGGGUCUUGCCUCAGAGCAGAGAGGUGAUUGUUCCCGUCAAUUGUUCGUGUUCAGGUCAGUACUACCAGGCUAACGCCUCUUAUCUUAUCCAGAGUGACUACGAUACCUACUAUACAAUAGCAAACAACACUUAUCAGGGGCUUUCGACUUGUGAUGCACUUAAACGGGAAAAUCCCUACGAUGCAUUGGACAUUGGACCUGGUAUGACUUUGCGGGUGCCACUUAGAUGCGCAUGCCCUUCAAAAAAUCAGACAAGAAAUGGCAUAAAAUUUUUGCUGACCUACUUGGUUACUUGGAAUGAUAACAUUGCUGAUCUUAGUUACAGGUUUAACGUGACUGCCAGAAGUUUAGCUGAUGCCAAUGGAUUUUCUGAAAAAGAUCCAGUUCUUUAUCCUUUUACAACUAUUCUGAUACCUCUGUCAGGUGAACCGUUUAGUUCCCAACCAACGGUUUAUUCUUCAGUGGAUGCGCCUUCUCCAUCCACUCCUCCUAGAAGGCGCAAGGAGUCCCAAAUAGGGAUUUAUAUUGGGAUAGCGGCUGGAAGCUCUUUUGGUAUUCUCUCUUGUGUCUUGUUUCUUAUCUUUUCCCAUUUCGUGCGAGGCAAAAUUAAUGAAGCUUCUUUGAAGAACAAAGACGGGAACAAGAUGCAGAAUUUACCUGCAAAUAUUCUGGAUAAAAUUGCUGAUUUUGAUCAGGAGCUGAAAAUUUAUGAAUUUGAAGAACUGGAGGCAGCAACUGGAAAUUUUUCCCCACAGAAGAAGCUGAGUGACUCUGUCUAUUGA
Molecule: messenger RNA, 1065 nt
Organism: Coffea arabica (coffee)
Lineage: Eukaryota; Viridiplantae; Streptophyta; Magnoliopsida; Gentianales; Rubiaceae
Product: lysM domain receptor-like kinase 4
Source: RefSeq, a predicted model, not a curated record